Polyodon spathula (Mississippi paddlefish) is the source of this 674-nucleotide messenger RNA. It is a transcript of the gene sf3b5, whose product is annotated as splicing factor 3b, subunit 5. The transcript is spliced from 2 exons. Gene Ontology annotation, biological process: mRNA splicing, via spliceosome. Gene Ontology annotation, cellular component: precatalytic spliceosome; U2 snRNP. The record is from RefSeq and is a predicted model, not a curated record. Bases 124 to 384 code for a protein of 86 amino acids. Lineage: Eukaryota; Metazoa; Chordata; Actinopteri; Acipenseriformes; Polyodontidae.
AGUGUCCCAUGAUGCUUCUCGACUUAGUCCAAAGGUACAGACAACACACGUGUUGCCGCGGCUGAACGUUUUACGGUUUCUGUUGCAAACAAUCAAGUUUAAUAAUUGUCACCAGCCCUUGAGAUGACGGACCGCUACACUAUUCACAGCCAGCUGGAACAUUUGCAGUCUAAAUACAUCGGGACGGGCCAUGCAGACACUACCAAGUGGGAAUGGCUAGUGAACCAGCACCGGGACUCCUACUGCUCAUACAUGGGCCACUUCGACCUGCUCAAUUACUUUUCCAUCGCCGAGAACGAGAGCAAAGCCAGGGUCCGGUUCAAUCUAAUGGAAAAGAUGCUGCAACCCUGCGGCCCCCCAUCAGAUAAACCAGAUGAUAUGUAGAUGCAAGGACAUUUUAAUAUGAAGUACAUCUAUUAACAGUGGAAUGACGUUAAAAACUGCAGAAAGAAAAAAUAUAAGAUGUGGGAGAAAAAUGACUUUUAUUAUGUUUAUUGAACUGUUUAAGUGCAUUAGCUUGACAUGAAUGAACAAUAUUGUUUGUAUUCAGAGAAUGCCCCAUCUAGUUUAUAGCAAUUGUUUUCAGUCUUGAAUGAACUGGGUGUAAAUGUUGAUAUUUCAGCCACAUCCAGUUGACACUUACUACAUUUUUCAAUAAACUUAAGUGCAAAUUA